Messenger RNA from Notodromas monacha, 2489 nucleotides. NCBI's taxonomy places the organism in Eukaryota, Metazoa, Arthropoda, Ostracoda, Podocopida, Cyprididae. The record is from the annotation of a GenBank genome assembly.
AUUUAAGGAGGUCCAUUAGAUAAAAUAUAGCAUUUUAUGUAAUUAUAUUAUGACUGAACUUCAGAACAGCUAUACUGAAUCUGACUUGAACGCAAUAUGAUCGUAAUAUGCUGGAGUACAUCAUGCAUAGGGUCGUGUGUAGACAUGCUGUGUGAACUGUGAAGUGCUGCAUACCCGAUAAUGCUGAAAGGGACAAAUUGUAUGUACUGUAUUUGGUCCCUCGACACCUGCCUUCAGCGACAAACCCUUAAUACAGGAAUAAUUACUGUAUUACGUACGCGGUACAUUUAAUAUUUUCCUGCUAUUAAUUGCCGGAUGACGGACAGACCAAGGAACCUGUUUCAGUUAAGAUGGACCAGCAACCUAGCUGAAACGAUGCUCGCAGAACUUCCAGCAGCAGCAUAUAUAUAUAACACCGAACUAUAUAGCUGAGUCAUCCAACAAGAUGAUCCUGACAGCAGCAGUGGACUGGGUGCGGGCCAAUUCAUCUGAUCACAGGUUCCAGACCGUCCUAUACACAAUGCGUGUAUGACAGCGUGAGCAGUUUUUCCUUCUUUCAUAACCUGAUAAGCCGACGCCUCAUCAUUCACGGCGGCCAAGGAGAGCCAUAGAGGAAAUGAAUGCUGUGUUGGUGGUAUUUGUGAUCGAAGUAACAGUGGGACUUGAAGCACCAGCAUUCACGUCAGGACAGAAGAAGGGAAAUAACGACGAGUUCUUCGAGCGGAUGGAUGUGAGUGCUGACGGUUUCGUGGACUUCGUCGAGUUCCGUGGCUGGCUGGACCAAGAAGCAAUUGCCGACGAGUGGGCGCGGAUCAACCCGGGACCUAUCGCCGACAACACCAUCUCGUGGCAACAGUACAAGAUCAGGGCCUACCCAUCGGAGAAUCCAGACAAAACAAAUGUGGACUCGGACCCCGAGAUGCACACAAUGAUGGAACGAGACAAACGACGGUGGGACACAGCCGAUGAAGAUGGCGACGGUCGACUCAACAAGACAGAGUUUGCUGUUUUCACUUAUCCCGAGGCGUCUCGUCGUCUCCAGCACCUGGUUGUGGCUGAGACGCUUGACGACUAUGACGCCGACAGCGACGGACGAGUGAGUACAAUCUCGCUGCAGGAGUUCCUAGACUUCGUGUACGUCGGAGGUGAGUCUGAGCCAGAGUGGGUGGCGGAGGAGCGCAAAGAAUUCGAGCAGGACCUAGACCGCAAUAAGGACGGCUUCCUGGAUGCACAGGAAGUGCGCGACUGGGUCUUGCAGGAUGGAGAGGAUCGACGAGAAAUGGCAGAGCUGCUACUGAGGGAGGGAGACACGGACGGUGACCUACGACUCGCCAGACACGAAGUGCUCGCAAUCAAGCACCUACUUGUCAAGGCUGCAGCAUUGCAAGGGGCAGAUGCGACAACAACCAAAAGGCUCAACGACGAGCUCUAACUUUUUUUUCACCAUCCGGGCAAAUUCAAAGCUGGUGCAUUGUUUUGCAUGAUACAUAGAUCGUUUGUUACAACGGAGUCCCUCUUCAUUGGGACCAAUCCAGCGCCGAUUGAUACGGCGAAUCACAAGUUAUCUCAGUCCGGAAAUAAUUCCUAAUGAGCUGCUUCUUGUGGAUUAAAUGAGCGAGGAUUGGCCACUGAUGAGGCAAAUGAAUGACAUCGAAAUAUGAAUGCCUAUAUAUACGGCGCUGCAUGAAACAAGAAGACAAAGGAAAGAAACCGCACACGAUUAUCAACUCGCUUAUCUUCCUCGAGUAGAAUGUGUUUGCUUGAUUUAGCGAUGAAAAAUAUUCACACUAUCUCUAGUUCGUUACUCUUUAAAUUAAUUUUUUUUUAAUUUUAAGUUCAAUGGCGAUCGGAUGUUUCUCAACAUUAAAUUAUUCUCGAAAAAUUUUCUGAUGAGUAAGAAACGUACGGCCGCAAGUCAUGAGCGCUAAAAUGACGACAGGUCAUGGCGCAAAGCAAGGAUCACCUCACGAAUGAUGCGGCGCGACAACUGCACGAGCGGGAAUUAUGCGUAAUACAUUUUCUUUGGUAGAAAUUGGACGAGCACGUAAAAUACGGCAUUGAAAAUUAAACUGAAGGCCUCAUCGAAAGGCGGCGGCGGUAUUAGAUCCACCUUGAUGAACAAAGGCGCUGUAUGCUAAGUGAAACGAACGGGCAAACAAAAUAUGAACCUAUGCAUGCAUAAGUAGGAAGAAGACGCGGUACACGAGAAAAUAAUAAGGACGCUACUUCGAUUGCUUAACUCGAUACUCCGUUGUCUGCGUAGCCUCUUGGUUCAUCUUGAACGGGGACACCCGACUCAUGUGGAUUUGCAUUUGGCCCUGAAAUGACCAAUGCAUCACGACAAUGUAAUUGCUGGCCCGCAUCACACUUCAGAGCUGUGUGCAACAGAAUCACGAUCCAUUAUAGUCUCGAUGUGAAGAAGGGUGAUAUGGUAGCCGCAUGCGCGGGCAAGUCAUCCACGUGAUCAAGUGAAGGCAAUUGUCAAAAAA